Dentiscutata erythropus is the source of this 156-nucleotide messenger RNA. Lineage: Eukaryota; Fungi; Glomeromycota; Glomeromycetes; Diversisporales; Gigasporaceae. The record is from the annotation of a GenBank genome assembly.
AUGGAAAGUCGUUUCGCAAAUAAUCCAAAAUUUCUUAAGAAACUUAAACAUCCGAAAGCAGAACCAGAACAAACUCUUUCUAUAUUUCCUGAAUUUGAAUAUAAAAAAAAAAAAAAUGUUGUGGUUGUACAGACUAGUUUUGAUAGUGACCCUUGA